AUGUCGUUAUCACAAACCAGAAAAACCUCUACUACCGCGGAUCGCAAAGGCGUACAAUCUCUGUUUAUACCGGCAGUUCCUCAGAUUGUCCUAAACGCGGACGAGAAAGCAGACGCUAACUCUACCACCACGAUACCCCAUUCUCGAUCAGCUGGUGAGCUGGCUACGUGUAUGGCCGGUGGGUCCGGAGCUUCCAGCAAAUCUUCCAGCGGAAAUGCCAUUAAUUGUAAUGGAAGAGAAACUGAGUCGAGAAAUGUUAUAGAUAUCUAUUGUUCUCCGAGACUUCCUCGGCGGUCUUUCCAUCAAUACCAUAGUUCUGGCCAAUGUGACGAUGACCAGAACUGGUUAGAGUCAUAUGACCCCAACACUCUCCCUGCUAAACUUGGCCCAGGAAGUCGGGUUGGGAGUGCUGUGUCACUGACAAGUGAGUAUACGGCAAGGAGUGUGGGUCUAAUUUCAAACGAUUCCUCAUCCGAUAGCACUCAAUUUUCAGAUAAACUUGAACUAAUAAAACAUAAACAGAGUCUGCUUCGCCGAUACGUAUCAAAUCCAGAAAAACCAAACGACAUUUAUGAAACUCAAGUGCAAAGAUGUACUAAAUCGGUAAACAACUUACAUAAUGAAUGUGGACAACAACUAUUUGUCAAUCAAAGCAAUUCUAGUACGGACGGAAGUUUUCCUGACCUAGGCUCCCUAUCAGGGGUCGAUAGGGAUCUAACAAAGGUCAAGACGGACUUCGAGGAGUCAGACGAUGGAUUUGCAUCGUCCAUGGUUACUAUGGUAACUGAUGAAUUAGCUGUAAAAGAAGGAAGGGUUCGUCAAUGGCUAACGGAAAUGGGUUCAACCAAUGAAUGA
Messenger RNA from Ylistrum balloti, 855 nucleotides. RefSeq lists its product as uncharacterized. The record is from RefSeq and is a predicted model, not a curated record. The transcript has a single exon. The coding region runs from base 1 to 855 and encodes 284 amino acids. Lineage: Eukaryota; Metazoa; Mollusca; Bivalvia; Pectinida; Pectinidae.